Molecule: messenger RNA, 1098 nt
Organism: Colletotrichum gloeosporioides
Lineage: Eukaryota; Fungi; Ascomycota; Sordariomycetes; Glomerellales; Glomerellaceae
Exons: 1
Coding region: 1-1098 (365 amino acids)
Source: RefSeq, a predicted model, not a curated record
AUGGAUCGGCCGGCGUCUGUGCCUUUCACCGUCCGCGUCCUCGAUGACGGCUUCAAUCAUGCAACCACUCCCGCAAGGACCUCGCCGCCCGGAGCUUUUGGCGACCUCCUCCCGGCUACCAGCCGAGCACAACACGACCACAUAACCGUGCCGCGAGCCGACGACCCAGAGUUCCUGGGCCGAGAGCUCUUCGUCCGACGUCUGAACGAUGUCCAGGACCUCCUCUGGAUUUGCGGGCGUCCGAUGCCCCCGAGGCCCCUCCACUAUCAGUUGCUCACCUCGCGGGAGAUUCAUGUCACAGAGAACCCCGAGCUUCACCUAGUAUGGGCCAAGAACCGCAUCUUCGUCAAGCCGAUACCCCGGUGGCUGCUGGACCCAGACUUCUGGGCCGCCCACCUGCUUGUCACCACCGCCACCGACGACGGCACCAGCAGUAGUGACGGAAAGAGACAUCAGUCCGAUCCGCGAAGGGAGCUGGUCGCCUGCGCGCUCGGAUUCUUGUUCUCCUACACGGCCCUCGUCGCGUACGAGAGCGACUUCCGCAUAGCCGUUGAAAAGGGCCUCAUGCCGCCGCAAGUGAGCUGGGACCGGUGGAGGGCAUUAUCGGCGCAAAUCGUGCAGAAUCACUGUUAUGCGUCCGUUAACCCGCGCUACUGGUACGGCGAGCUCCGACUGAGCCGCUUGAACAAGAUCUAUCGGGUCCGCUUGGGGUAUUUGCUCCGGGGUUACUCCAAGGUUGCUUCCCAUGCGGUUUAUGAGGACCUGCUGCGGGACAACUUUGCGGCGCUGGCUGCGGUUCUUGGUUAUGUUGUCAUUGUUCUCACAGCGAUGCAAGUUGGGCUGGCCACUGAUCAGCUCGUGGGCGACAAGUUGUUCCAGAGCGUGAGCUACGGCUUCACCGUCUUCUCUAUACUGGCUCCUCUCAUUGCUUGCUUCGGCAUCGUUGCCUUCUUGGUGGUCAUGUUUGUGAGCAGUUGGAUGGUGACCAAGGUUUAUGAGAAAAAGAGGUUCCAGGAGAUGGGAGUCGAGCCCUUUUGGAGAGACCGGGCAGGCAGACGAUAUGUGCAGGUAGCAACCAAACAAGAUAUGUCUGAGUAG